Linum trigynum is the source of this 7785-nucleotide messenger RNA. The record is from the annotation of a GenBank genome assembly. Lineage: Eukaryota; Viridiplantae; Streptophyta; Magnoliopsida; Malpighiales; Linaceae.
ACGCUUGUAAAAGCUGGAAUUCUUUGGCCUAAUUGUGUCACCUACUUAGGUUGAAUUAGGAAAACCUCUUAAUACGUAUUAGCGCAUUGGGUAAGUUGUGUUUUGGCCGUCCGGACUACGGUUCGAGGGAGAACCCCAAGCAAUCCUUAGUCGAUUGGCCAAGAGAGCUACUUUGGUAGCUUGAUUCGAAAUCCCUUGGCCUAGUGACCGAGAGAGUGAUGGUUGUUCACUUAUUGCGCUUCCUACGGUAUACAACCGCCUUUAUCACACAUUUUCAUUCGAUCCAACAAAUCAUGAUUACAAGCUGGGGGGCAACACCCGGGUGAAGCCUUCUCAAUUAGUGUUCAAACUGUUUACUUUUCCAAUCGCUUUAGUUAUAAACCAUAGUUUUAACCAAAAACCAAUUGCUAGAUAAUGUUUCAAAUAAUUGAAGUAGGGGUACAUGGGUCGGCCCGGGUUUGACUUUUAAAACAUACUUGCCCUAUAUUGCACCCGGUUAAGGUUUAUACUUGGGCCUUAAUAUGAAAUUUUAUUGUGAUAUUCGGGAUGAGUCACUCCCGAGCGUGAAGACUAAAACCCCGACCGGGGAAUUGAGAGGUCUAGCAGGGAUCGGGGGGCUGCUUCCGCUGAUAUGUUUUUCCUUUACUUUUGGGAUUAGGUUUCUCAAUACUUAAGAGACGGGUUUUCCAUGUUAUUUUGGGCCUAUACUUAUGAAACCUAUAUAAGAGGCUGAACUAAUUCUUUUGAAACUAAUUUUUUCUUGAUCAUGGAAUCGAUUCAGCAAGAAGGAACCCGACAAUAUUGUAUACUUGGCCAUGUUCCCUACGCGUGGAAUAGGUUUGGAUUAUUCUUUGUUUAUGUUGAUUGUGCUUCUAUAAUCCAAGUAUUAUAUUUAUCUUGUAGAAAAUUACAACUCAAUUUCUCUCGCUUUCAUAAACAAUAUUGUAAUAAAACGUAAAGUAACAUUGGCAUUUUAAGAAAAUUUUCACUUUAUAUAAAAAAGAUUAUGUAUAAUUAUUCGGGAUGGUGAAGAUGGAUUUUCUCGAACCAAACAUGAGUAGAUUUUGAUAAUGCAACUUUACAUCUUGCCUAACUUUAAUUUCGAAUAAAGUACCAAUUUAAAAUCGUGGUUGGGAAUGAUGUAUAGAAAAAGCUGUACACCAACCCGCUGCCAUCCUAUAAAUCUACCAUAUUUUUAUCUAUUUUAUGGGACCGCAAAAAUAUGGCAGUAACCCAUAGGUCAGUAAUUGUACAUAACCCAACCAUCAGCCGCCAUAUCAGCGCACACCCUCUCUCCUGGAAAGUAUUUAAUCUUUUUUUUAAUCUUUAAUGGAUGAUUUCUCUCUCGUUUUAAGUCAAAAUUUAAAUUUUUUUGCACAAAUAAAUCAGAUUAAUUGUGCUCUUCAAUUGAUAUUAACAUAAGAGCAUACCAUAUGGUAUGAAAGGAUACCAUGGUGGUAUGAACAUAUCAAGACUGUAGGAUGGUUGAAUACAAGAUAGUAGGAGUAUACUAACUGGCAUUUAUGAUUUUCAACAUCGUGUACCACAUUAUACCACACCACCACAUACCAGGGUGGUAUAGUAUGAUAUUUUUUUGUCCUGUAUUUUUUUCACCCAUAAUUUUUUUAGAUCCAAUAGAUCAUAAUUAACUUGUUACUCCUGUGCAAAAACUUUCGAAAAUGACUUAAAACGAAGGAGAUACCAUAUGGUAUGGAGUUGGUAACGAGGGUAUGAAAUUCUUUUACUAAAAAAUUAUUGAAAUAUAUAUCUUAUUUUUUAGAGCAUAACCAACUCGUUCCAUCUGUGCAAAAAAAUUUGAAAUCCGAGUUAGAACGAAGAAGAUAAGAGCCGAUUAAAAAAACUAGAAAAAAUUAAAAAAAAAACCUUUAAUUCCCAACCCUUAGAUUUGCAGCCCACUUAAAAAAAAAGGUUCCAGAUUUGAUUGUUAACCACCUUAAGGUUACUCACCCUAACUUGAGCCCUAUUACCAUUGGUAUUCAACCGAAUAUGAAUCGAUUUGGUUGGAGAAAAUAUCAUAAAUUAUUUUGUUUUGGAUUUUCUACGGAAUCCAAUAAAGAGGGUACUGAGUUUGGUAUUUUAAGUAUCCAUACCAAACUCACCUCAAUAUGUGCCACAACUAUGGGUUAGACUCACUGUAUUUAGCAUUUCGGUCAUUCAUAUCAUCCAAGUAUUAUAAUUAUCUCGUAGAAAACUCUAACUCACUUUCUCUCGCUUUCCUAAACAAUAUCGUAACAAAACUUAAAGCAACAUCGGCAUUUUAAGAAAAUUUUCACUUUAUAUAGAAAAAAUUAUAUAUAAUUAUUCGGGAUGGUGCGGAUGUAUUUUCUCGAACCAAACACGAGUAAAUUUUGAUAAUGCAAUUUCACAUUUCUGCUUAACUUUACUUUCAAAAAAAUUACCAAAUUUAAAAGCGUGGUUGCGAAUGAUGUAUACUUGUACAGAAAAAGUGGCUAUAGACCAACCCGCGCUGCCAUCCUAUAACUCUCCCAUAUUUUUUGUGAUCUAUUUUACCCCAAGCAAAGGGAAAGAUUCUGUUGGCCCGCCUCAUGUGGCUCAACAAUAGCCAACGAGCCAAGCGGUGGAAAUAAAAAAAAAAAAAACUUAAAUGCAGUUGGGGAGAUGGAUAGCAGAUAGAUCCAACCAAUUGCAAUCAAUUGGUUCCCCAUUUCCUCUGCUAUAAAAGGGAACAUGGUUCUCCCUUUUUCAAAAUCAUCCUUCACCAUUUCAUACUUUUCCAAUUCAUUUGCUCUGCUUCUGUUCGUAUUUCUUUUGUGGGUUUUGGUAGUGAAACGUUUUCACUACCACGGGUAGAUAGGAGAAUUCUUGUGAGUGAAAUAGUGAGGUUGUUCCGGGAAACACCGAGUGUUCUAUUUCCUUGUAUCUUGAAAUUCUCUGUAACCUACUGUUGCAAUAGUGAAGAAAUACUCUGGAGCUGUUGUUCCCGUGGACUGGCCCUAAAUCAGGGUAUACCACGUAAAUCCUCUGUGACAUUUAUUAUUGUCUAUGCUUGUUGUCAUUUUGAGAAUAGUCGUAGUAUAUUGCGUUAUUAAAUUACCGAAGUAAAUUGAUCUAAGUAAGUUGGUUACCGUAAUUCUGGAGGCUCUGCCACCAGGUCCAACUUACCUGUGAACUUUUUACAAGCGUGUGAUUUUUUAAUCCAAUAUAUUUACCCGCUAUUCUCACCCGCUGCGCCCAACAAGUGGUAUCAGAGCCACGUCCAAUGGAGGCAAAAACAAGCAAGAUGAUAAGUCUGAAUGGCUCCAACUAUCACAUAUGGAGAAACAAGAUGAAGGAUCUCCUACUCGUGACGGAGUUGCAUUUGCCGGUGUUUAGCCCAACUAAACCUGAUGGCAAAACUGAAGAGGAAUGGGAGUUCAAGCAUGAGCAAGUAUGUGGCUACAUUCGACAGUUCGUCGACGAUAAUGUAUACAACCACAUUAGCGGAGAAACUCAUGCCAGAACUCUGUGGAACAAGCUGGAGGCACUUUAUGCAUCAAAGACCGGCAACAACAAAUUAUUUUAUCUGACCAAGUUGGUCCAGAUGAAAUACAAGGAAGGCAAAUCCUUGGCGGAUCACUUGAACGAAAUUCAAGGGAUCGUGGAUCAGUUGUCCGGUAUGGGCAUAAAGAUGGAAGAUGAGGUGGUCGCUCUCCUCGUUCUGGCUUCCCUUCCAGAAUCUUGGGAGACGCUAAAAAUUUCACUUACCAACUCUGCAAAAGAUGGAGUUAUAAACAUGGAGAUUGUCAAAAGCGGAGUCCUGAACGAAGAGAUGCGAAAAAGAUCACAAGGUGCAUCCUCAUCAUCUUCCCAGUCAGACCUUCUGAUAGUGGAUUCCAGAAGCAGAGGAAGAAGUGAAGCUAGAGGCUCAAAGCAAAGAGGCAAGAGUCGAGGGAAGUCCAACAAGUUUGCCAACAUCCAAUGUCAUCACUGCAAGGAAAAGGGCCACAUCAGAAGAUUUUGCCCAAAGUUCAGAAAUGAGAGAAAGAAGGGCAAACGAGAUGAGAACAGUGAUGAUGAUGGUGCAAACUCUGUAGAUGAGUUCAAUAUUGUCUACGAGGAAGAUGUUGUCAACCUGACAACCCAGGAGACAAGCUGGGUGGUUGAUAGUGGUGCUACCAUCCACGUGACGUCCAAGAGAGAAUUUUUCUCAUCUUACACACCAGGUGACUUUGGUGUGGUAAGAAUGGGAAAUGGUAAUCUUUCUAAAGUUAUCGGAAAAGGAGAAGUCUGCUUGGAGACGAUGAAUGGUACGAAGCUACUGCUGAAGGAUGUCAGGCAUGUUCCAGAAAUGCGCCUGAAUCUCAUCUCUGUAGACAAGUUGGAUGAGGAAGGUUACUGCAACACCUUUCACAAUGGCCAGUGGAAACUCACCAGAGGCUCCUUGGUGUUGGCCAAGGGCAAGAAGCUGUCAAAGCUGUAUGUGACGGAAGCCAAGAUCUCCCCAGAGAUUGUCAACUCAGCGGAGAAUGGUGACACAAUUGAAUUGUGGCACAAACGGCUCGGUCACAUGAGUGAGAAGUCCAUGGCAAAGUUGGCCCAGAAGAAGGUCAUAGUUGGGUUGGAUCAAGUUCAUCUAAAGAAGUGUGUCGAUUGCCUUGCGGGAAAGCAAAAUCGAGUUGCUUUCAAAAGUUCCAUCCCUUCAAGAGCAAAGAACGUGUUGGAUCUAGUUCACUCAGAUCUCUGUGAACCCGAUGUCAACGUCAAAUCACUUGGAGGUGCCAGAUAUUUCGUGACAUUCAUUGAUGACCAUUCACGGAAGACUUGGGUGUAUACCUUGAAGACCAAGGAUCAGGCCCUAGACGUUUUCAAACAAUUCUUGGCCCUGGUGGAGAGGGAAACUGGCAAGAAGCUGAAGUGCAUCCGGACUGACAAUGGUGGAGAGUACAGAGGUCCGUUUGCUACCUUCUGCAAGGAACAUGGAAUUCGGCAGCAAUUCACACCACCAAAGACGCCGCAAUUGAAUGGGCUAGCUGAGAGGAUGAACAGGACCCUGCUAGAGAGAGUCAGGUGCUUGUUAUCACACUCGAAGCUACCACAAUCUUUCUGGGGGGAGGCACUGCUUGCAGCAGUUUAUGUGUGGAACAGGUCACCUAGUGUGCCACUGAAGUAUGACGCCCCAGAGAAGGUGUGGACAGGAAAAGAAGUUUCCUACAAACAUUUGCGGGUGUUUGGUUGCAAGGCCUUUGUCCAUAUUCCAAAGGAUGAAAGGUCAAAGUUGGAUUCAAAGACGCGACCGUGUGUAUUCAUUGGCUAUGGUCAAAAUGAGUUUGGCUAUAGAUUCUUUGAUCCAAUCCAGAAGAAGCUUAUCAGAAGCCGUGAUGCUGUUUUCAUCGAGAAUGAGACCAUCGAAGAUGUUGUUGCUAGGAAAGAAGUUCCUAGUACUGAUGCUAGCCAGCCAAACCUUGAGCUAGUGCCUCCAACACCAGCGCCUACAGAAGUUGGAGAAGAAGUACAACAUGAUCAGCCUGAGAUAGUUGAACCAAAUGCCCAUGUGGAGGUUCAACCAGAAGAUGCUGAUGAUGAUGGUCAACCACCAGCCAUAGAAGGUUCUCCUGUUCGAACAACAAGAUCUGGUAGAAUUUCACGACCGUCUACCAGAUAUCCCGAGACUGAAUAUGUCUCACUUACUGACGGCGGAGAACCAGAAAGCUUCACAGAAGCUAUGAAUGAUGAAGACAAGCAAAGGUGGAUAGAAGCCAUGCAAGACGAGAUGGAUUCCUUGUAUGAUAACAACACAUUUGAGUUGGUGAAGUUGCCAAAAGGCAAGAGAGCUUUGAAGAACAAGUGGGUGUUUAAGAUCAAGCAUGAUGAACACAACCGUCAGCCACGCUUCAAAGCCAGACUAGUCGUGAAAGGCUUCAGUCAAAGGAAAGGCAUUGACUUUGACGAGAUAUUUUCACCUGUGGUGAAGAUGACAUCCAUUCGUACUGUGUUGGGACUAGCAGCAAGUCUUAACCUGGAGGUUGAACAAAUGGAUGUGAAAACUGCUUUCCUUCAUGGUGAUUUGGAGGAAGAGAUUUACAUGGAGCAGCCAGAAGGCUUCAAGAAAGAGAAAAAUGAGGACUAUGUGUGCAGGCUCCGUAAGAGCUUGUAUGGCUUGAAGCAGGCACCAAGACAAUGGUAUAAGAAGUUUGAGUCUGUUAUGGGGGAGCAAGGCUACAUGAAGACUACUUCAGACCACUGCGUGUUCAUGAAGAAAUUUCCUGAUGGAGAUUUCAUCAUACUUUUGCUCUAUGUGGAUGAUAUGCUAAUUGCUGGGCAGAACGUCUCAAAGAUCAAUGAUUUGAAGAAGGAGUUGAGCAAGUCUUUUGCCAUGAAAGACUUGGGACCAGCAAAGCAAAUUCUUGGCGUGAGGAUCGUUCGAGAUCGAGGUGCCAAGAAGAUAUGGUUGUCACAAGAGAAGUACAUUGAGAAAGUGCUUCAACGUUUCCACAUGGAUAAUGCUAAGGCGGUUAGCUGUCCUCUUGCUAACCACUUUACAUUGACAUCCAAACAGAGCCCGUCUACUGAGAAGGAAAAGGCGGAGAUGGAUAAAAUUCCAUAUGCUUCAGCAGUGGGAAGUUUGAUGUACGCCAUGGUGUGUACAAGGCCAGAUAUUGCUCAUGCAGUUGGAGUUGUCAGUCGGUUUCUUUCCAAACCAGGAAAGGAACAUUGGGAAGCUGUGAAGUGGAUCCUCAGAUACCUUCGAGGUAGCUCCAAAAUGAGUCUAUGUUUUGGAGAUGGUGAACCUGUCCUUGUUGGCUAUACAGAUGCUGACAUGGCAGGCGAUGUUGAUUCGAGGAGGUCCACUUCUGGGUACCUGAUUACCUUAUCAGGGGGAGCAAUAUCGUGGCAGUCAAGGCUACAAAAGUGUGUAGCUCUUUCCACAACAGAAGCUGAGUAUAUAGCAGUAACGGAAGCAUGCAAGGAGAUGAUAUGGAUGAAGAAGUUCCUGAAUGAACUUGGGUUCCUACAGGAACAACCGCAGCUGUUCUGUGACAGUCAGAGUGCUAUUCAUCUUGCGAAGAAUGCUUCAUUUCAUGCUCGAUCAAAACAUAUCGAUGUUCGAUAUCACUGGAUUCGUGAUGUACUUGAAAUGAAGCAACUACAACUGGAGAAGAUCCAUACUGACGAAAAUGGAUCUGACAUGUGUACCAAGACUCUUCCAAGAGAAAAGUUUGAGUUCUGUCGAUCAGCUGCAGGAAUAAUGAAGUCGCCCAUGUAGUCGGGCGGGGGAGAAUUGUUGGCCCGCCUCAUGUGGCUCAACAAUAGCCAACGAGCCAAGCGGUGGAAAUAAAAAAAAAAAACUUAAAUGCAGUUGGGGAGAUGGAUAGCAGAUAGAUCCAACCAAUUGCAAUCAAUUGGUUCCCCAUUUCCUCUGCUAUAAAAGGGAACAUGGUUCUCCCUUUUUCAAAAUCAUCCUUCACCAUUUCAUACUUUUCCAAUUCAUUUGCUCUGCUUCUGUUCGUAUUUCUUUUGUGGGUUUUGGUAGUGAAACGUUUUCACUACCACGGGUAGAUAGGAGAAUUCUUGUGAGUGAAAUAGUGAGGUUGUUCCGGGAAACACCGAGUGUUCUAUUUCCUUGUAUCUUGAAAUUCUCUGUAACCUACUGUUGCAAUAGUGAAGAAAUACUCUGGAGCUGUUGUUCCCGUGGACUGGCCCUAAAUCAGGGUAUACCACGUAAAUCCUCUGUGACAUUUAUUAUUGUCUAUGCUUGUUGUCAUUUUGAGAAUAGUCGUAGUAUAUUGCGUUAUUAAAUUACCGAAGUAAAUUGAUCUAAGUAAG